Molecule: messenger RNA, 1265 nt
Organism: Sclerotinia trifoliorum
Lineage: Eukaryota; Fungi; Ascomycota; Leotiomycetes; Helotiales; Sclerotiniaceae
Source: the annotation of a GenBank genome assembly
CAAGUGCGUUAAGCUAGAAGUGAGUGCUGUGGAACCAUCAUUAUUAGAUUUUGCUAAAAAUUUGAACAUGCAAUAAAGGAGGAUGGAAACUACAAGAUAUUUACCGUGGUAAGCACCAACAUCAAAGGUAAGUUAGUCAGGGGCAAUACUAAGGGAAUAUGAAGUCUUUUGUAAGCGGUGACUCCUAGCAAUUUGUCAGUGAAAGAAUUACUUUGUUUUACAACUUAUAAUACUCACGAUCCCCUAACAAAUCUUUGGUUAGAACAUUUCUUACUCAAUAGGACUAGCAUACGGUCUUUCAUCGAUUAUGAGACCAAAAACAUCAAAGGUUUCAUUGAGCACCAAUGCCAGAGACAAAUGCUCUUGCACGGUCAAUGAACAUCAUUAAAGGUCAUGAAAUUAUUGCUUAUUUUCUUCUCAUCAAGAGCCUUCUACAAAUUUCGUGUAGCUCCCAGUAAUAUUUCAUUCAGCAAAAUCAUACUAAAAGCUGGGAUUUUGCACACUGUUCUUACCAUAUCACCAUUAAAACACUUCUUCAUAUCAACCCAUUCCACAUUUCAAAGUACACAAUGUCCUCAACCACUCCCAACAUUGAUGCAAGAGACCGAAUAACUCUACAUGUAGGCACCCAAAGUUUCAUCACCACAGCCGGAACAUUGACUUCAAAGUCCGACUUCUUCAGAAGAUUCCUAUCCCCCACGUGGAACACACCCGAAAAAGAUGGUUCAUACUUUCUCGAUGCCGACCCUAUUCUCUUCGGCCACAUCUUACAAUAUUUGAGACGGAAUAAACCUCCCAUCCUCCACGACGAUUUAAAGGGUCAUGAUAAGGCGAUGUACGUUACACUUCGGCAGGAGGCAUAUUAUUUCGGUUUGAAAUCGUUGACGGAAUGGCUGAAAGAGAAGAAGUAUCUUCAGGUAGUUCAAACCAAGUAUACCGUCCAUGAAAUUGACAAUGGAGUAUCUGGAAGAAUCCCAGCUGGUGCAAAAUAUGAGUUUUAUCCGAAGUGGUCGAUGGAGAAAGUGUAUUUGUGCCCAAGGGGAAAUGAUAACCACAAUGGGCAUCCAAGUGCAUGCGACAGGAAUUGCACGGCUCUCAGAGAUGUGAUCGGCCAACAAUGGGGAGAGAGGCAUAUUUUUGGAGGAGUCAUUUUGACAUAUGAAACAACUUUCAAUGAGGAUUUAUGCGUUGAUAGGUCCUAAAUGGUUGUUCAAUUUUUGCUGGGGGUUAGGUUUAUGGUCCUCUCAAGUCUGACGUCAUCUAAA